UUCUCAUGUGCGAGGAGAUUCUAGCUCAGAUCAACAAUUUUUCUGUGAUUUCGUUAUUUUGCCUGUAAAUAUCAUUGUAAUAUAAUUACUGAUGUCUUAUUCAUCUUUUUUGUAAUUUUGUUUACAUAUUUUCAGAGCUUCCCGGAAAUAUAAAACAUGGAUGAGAGCAAGAAGGACAUUUUGUUGAAGCGAAAAAUUGAGGAAUAUCACGAUCCUGACUACAAGUGCCACGCUGAGAAAAGGCAGAAAUGCUCCACGGAAGACAGAAGACUGAAAAUACAGGAGAUUAUCAAGAAGGAGUUUCAGCUAGAGCUGGUGGAGAGAGAGAAAGAGGCCUUCCAGAUUGAGGAUCGUCUGGCGAAGGCGAAGAAACAACUGCACGAGCUCAAAUACGCCGCAGUGUCGAGUUUUUACAAAUCAGGAGAGAUUCACAAGCUCGUGAAAGAAGACGGAGCGACACUCGAGGAGAAAUUCAUCUCAAAAGAGCAAAUUUCCCUUCAUCCAGCCAUAAAGAAACUCGUUGGAAAAACUCCGAAGAGAUACAGUGAUCUCGUACUUGAUGUGCCCAGGAGGAAAGCCGCUAAGGACGCUGCGUCACUCUUGAAGCAAAAUUUAAAGACCAAAAAGGAUGAGAAGCUGAACAAAAACCCCCCGGAAAACUGCACAGGUGAUGAAGAAAAGGUGGAUGGGGUGGAAGAAGAGCCAAAAAUUACUCCUUUGAACUCAUCUCGAGGCAGAAAUCAAGAGAAGCACUUAAUAAUUGUGGGAAAUACCUCGAAAUUCAUAGCGGAAAAUCAAAUGAACUCUUCCGUGUCUCACAAAUGGCUCGUUUAUGUCCACACGAGAGAUCAUCAUCCAAUUGAGAAGCUGGUGCAGCGUAUCAGAUUCUUCCUGCAUCCGACUUACCAGCCAAAUGACUGCGUAGAGAUUGAGAAGCCACCCUUUAAGAUCUCGCGCUUCGGUUGGGGCGAAUUCAUAAUUCGCGUGCAGCUGCACUUCUGGCCAGCGCUGAAGCAGAAGCCUGUCCAAAUAUUCCACAGAGUAAAAUUGGAUGAUAAAUGCACAGGACUUGAAACUUUUGGGGCAGAGACGAUAGCCGAAUUGUGGCUUAACAGAAUCUCACCGGAUUCGGAGGAGCAAAAGAGCACUGAAGGACUUCCUUAUGAUUUUACUGGGAAGCUGAUAAAGAAAGAACUCUUAAGUACCAUUGAUAAAGUAGAUUCGAGAAAUAAGGAAAGAGAUUCAAAGCCUAAAAGCAUCUGGAAACUCGAUUAUACUUCACACAUAUUCGACCACAGCUACUCGAAGAAUCACCAUCAAAAUGCCCACGAGAGAAUGCGACGAAUCUUCAAUUCGAUUGUCUUUACCAGUGUUAGAGCGGCUGUUGAGUUUCUCCUUCGACGUUUGCCGCUUUUUUCAUCUUUUGCGAAUGAAAGUUCAACGAUAUCCUUAACUUUUCCCUUCAUAAGGGCUUCAGAGGAGGACUACAAUGCGCUGCACUGGACAAAGCGAUUUAGCAAUGAGUGGUAUCGAGCGAAAUUUAUCUGUCGUCUGCUGAGGCAACACGCUUCUCUGAAGAAUUUGUCUGUGUGGUCAACAAAGGAUAUCGUUAUAUUUGCACGGAAAUAUUUCUACACUCCGCCAAAUCCAGAGCCAAGAAUGCAGGCGGGAAUAAAUCUCAAGGAUUUCCUAAAAGCAGAGAUUAGGAGGGAGAAACUUCCUGCGGCAACUUCAACAACACCUUCGAAGGUACGCAAUUGGAUUGCCGAGCAACAUUUAGUACCGCAACAAUCGCCUGAGAUAAGAGAGGAUGACUUCAUUGACGUCGAAAAUAAUUCCGUUGCAAAGCGAGAGUGCAGGAAAUUUUGUGACGCUUCUCAAAACGCAGUUUUGUGGACUCUUGAUGAUGUUUUCCAAGAGAAAUCAACCAAGGAUGAAAAAGAUGUUCAAGACGUCAUGAAAAUCGUCCUGAGAACGUUCAUUGAGGAUUUGGUGAGAGAAAGUGCAGCAAAUGCGAAUGACACAGACAAUAUCGUCAUUCAAACACCUCAUGUGAAAUCAACGAUAAUGAGCAAGAGAGAGUUUGAUUUCCUCACAAAUCAAGGAUUGGGACGAUCUUCAUUAAAGGAUGAAAAUCAAGCGCCAAAGUAAAGAAGCUAUAUUUAAAAAAAAAACAGUGAACUUAAUUAUUUGCUGAAAAGGAUUCGAU
Molecule: messenger RNA, 2209 nt
Organism: Phlebotomus argentipes
Lineage: Eukaryota; Metazoa; Arthropoda; Insecta; Diptera; Psychodidae
Gene: D12
Exons: 4
Coding region: 157-2151 (664 amino acids)
Biological process (GO): regulation of transcription by RNA polymerase II; chromatin remodeling
Cellular component (GO): NuA4 histone acetyltransferase complex
Molecular function (GO): histone binding
Source: RefSeq, a predicted model, not a curated record